This is a messenger RNA of Gastrolobium bilobum, 1578 nucleotides long. RefSeq names its product probable flavin-containing monooxygenase 1. NCBI's taxonomy places the organism in Eukaryota, Viridiplantae, Streptophyta, Magnoliopsida, Fabales, Fabaceae. Gene Ontology annotation, molecular function: flavin adenine dinucleotide binding; NADP binding; N,N-dimethylaniline monooxygenase activity. The coding region runs from base 1 to 1578 and encodes 525 amino acids. The record is from RefSeq and is a predicted model, not a curated record. The transcript is spliced from 5 exons.
AUGGCUAUCCGUGAAAACCAUUCCAUGUUGGUUUCGAAAAUCGCCAUAAUAGGAGCUGGAGUAAGCGGCAUAGCAGCUGCAAAACAGCUAUCACACCAUAACCCUAUUGUUUUUGAGGCCUCUGACUCCAUUGGUGGGGUUUGGAGGCAUUGUACUUUCAAUUCUACAAAGCUUCAAUCUCACCGUAGAGAUUAUGAAUUCUCUGAUUUCCCUUGGUUCGAUAGAGACAACUCUGAUUUUCCCACUCACAUGGACAUAUUAGAUUACUUGCACUCCUAUGCUGAACACUUUGAUGUGCUCAAGAACAUCCGGUUCAACUCUAAGGUGGUGGAAAUCCGGUUCACCGGGAACCGGGAAGGCUCCAACUUUGGAGGGCUAACUCAUGAUCGUGACUAUGGAAGCCUACUUUCUGGUCAACCUGUUUGGGAAGUUGCUGUGCAGACAAAUCAAUCAGACACCAUUCAGUGGUACAGCUUCGAGUUUGUUGUGGUUUGCGUUGGGAAAUUUGGGGACAUACCCAACAUUCCAGCGUUUCCACGCAAAAAAGGACCAGAGAUAUUCAAGGGCAAGGUCCUGCAUUCGCUUGAUUACUGUAAACUUGACCAGGAAGCUGCCACUGAACUUCUCAAAGGGAAAAAGGUAGUGGUGGUCGGUUUCAAAAAGUCAGGUAUUGAUUUAGCCAUGGAGUGUGCACAGGCAAACCAAGGACCUGAAGGACGACCGUGCACCAUGGUGAUAAGGACUUUGCAUUGGAUAGUUCCCCAUUACUGGAUUUGGGGAUUGCCAUUUUUCUUGUUCUACUCAACAAGAUCUUCUCAGUUCCUCCACGAAAGGCCAAACCAGGGCUUGCUUAGAACCCUUAUCUGCCUCAUGCUAUCUCCAAUGAGGCGUGGAAUUUCAAAGUUCAUUGAUUCCUACCUGCUCUGGAAACUUCCCUUGGACAAGUAUGGGUUAAAGCCAGAACACUCAUUUGAGGAAGAUUAUGCAUCUUGUCAAAUGGCCAUCAUGCCAGAAAAUUUCUUCUCUGAGGUUGAAAAAGGAAAAAUUGUCUUUAAAAAAGCAUCAAAUUGGUGGUUCUGGAAUGAAGGAAUUGAAUUUGAAGACAACUCUAAGCUGGAGGCCGAUGUAGUGGUUCUUGCAACUGGUUUUGAUGGAAAGAAAAAGCUCAAAACCAUUUUACCAGAACCUUUUUGUAGCCUGUUGGAGUACCCUUCUGGUAUUAUGCCUUUAUACAGGGGAACUAUCCAUCCUUUGAUUCCAAACAUGGCUUUUGUGGGUUACGUUCAGAGUAAUGCAAAUCUUCACUCCUCAGAGCUGCGCUCCAUGUGGCUUUCUGCACUGGUAGAUGACAAAUUCAAGCUCCCAAGUGUUGAGAGCAUGCUUUCACAAACCCUUAAGGAGAUAGAAAUAAUGAAAAGGUCCAGUAGGUUCUAUAAGAGGCACUGCAUUUCAACUUAUAGCAUUAACCAUGGUGAUGAAAUAUGUAAAGAUAUGGGGUGGAGUUCCUGGAGGAAGAAGAGCUGGAUAUCAGAAGCAUUUGGCCCCUAUACUAGUGAAGACUAUGAGAAGCAAGAUUGA